GAAUGCUCGCGAUGAGGAUCAUAAUGAGGCCGAUGGGUCCUUCCCUAGCCCCCUAAGGUCGGGUCUGACUCCCGAACUUGAUCACGAUUUGUCAGCUGUACGCGGUGGCUCGACUGAGAACUCACCGGUCAUUGGUUCAGAAAGGAAAAUGAACAAGCAUGAUUCGUCAUUGAAAAGGGUGUUUCCAAAAAGGGUAAAGGACAAGGAACACAUCAAGGAGAGCAUCUCUGAACCGUCCUUUGAGAAUGAACAUGCCGUCAGUGAGGAUGACAAGAAGCAUAAUUCGAUUCAGAAGUGUUUAACGCGAUGGAGGAAGUGCAAGAAGCUGCGUCAUUCUCAGAAGUCGACGGAAACGCCAUCCGACCCCGCGUCGGUCACCUCGGAAUAUUUGACGGUUGACCCAA
Perkinsus marinus ATCC 50983 is the source of this 404-nucleotide messenger RNA. RefSeq lists its product as hypothetical. The record is from RefSeq and is a predicted model, not a curated record. The annotation marks the transcript as partial. Lineage: Eukaryota; Perkinsozoa; Perkinsida; Perkinsidae. The transcript has a single exon.